AUGGAUAGAGCGCCAACUCCCCCCUCUCCAAAAGCUGGGACGAGGCUGGGCCUCGCGGCAAAGGCCAAUCCUGGCUUCCCAGACCCAGGGCCCAAAGCUCAAAGCCGGACUCCUUUGGAGAAAAGAGGUCCGAAGGGCCGGGUCCGGGGGCCUGCGGACCAGGCCUUCCUGGCAGCGCCCGCGGUCCCUGCGGGAGCCGGGGAGAGGCCGCGGUCCCGACCCUCCCCGCCUGACGACCUCGCCGCCGCGCCUCCCUCCCAGCCCAAGGUCCAAACGGUCCCGGGCUACAGAGGCGCGGCCCGGGCAGGCCGAGGACGUUGCGCAAGAGAUAUAAACACAAUCUGUCUUUACCCAGUCUAUAAAAAGGUUACAAGAAGAAAGAACCAUCAUAAUCAUACUGGGAAUGGCUUUAACAACAUGGAGGACACUGCUUUGGUUAAAGGACUUAUUGGAAAAUCAGAUUGUAUUGAUAGUGUUGAAACCUCCAAAUUAACGCAGGAAAAUUAAAUUUGGUAGAAAA
Molecule: messenger RNA, 520 nt
Organism: Zalophus californianus (California sea lion)
Lineage: Eukaryota; Metazoa; Chordata; Mammalia; Carnivora; Otariidae
Product: BRD4-interacting chromatin-remodeling complex-associated protein-like
Exons: 3
Coding region: 1-507 (168 amino acids)
Source: RefSeq, a predicted model, not a curated record